CACCACUUUACACAUCUGUCUGCAGAUAAUCUGACGAGGCUAGUGACCCAGCUUAUUCUGGCGGCAGCCAUGUUGCAGCCCAAGUUGGAAAAUCGUAUGAAAUACGUAAAUCGCAACUGCUCCAAUAACAUGUUUACAAUCGGAAGCAUUUCUUGGAUUUUAUUCGUUCUAUCAACACUAGUCCUAACAUGCACAAGAACUACGACAGUCGAGAUAUACCAAGCAGAUAACGGAACUGUGAUUGUCUCCAAGAAAUCUCUGUUCGACAUCACCGAGGAUAAAUUUAAAACAGGAAAAGCGUGUCAGGAAAUUCCAAGCAAAAAAGAACCGUUAUUUCAGAAUAUGACAAAAGUGAGAAGAAAGCCACGAAUUGUCAUUUCCCGUGAAUCGGCAAACAUUUAUCUGACAAAAACAUACAAGUUGGAGAAUGAAACAGAGGAGAUUCUUUUCCCUGAGCUAAGUGCAAGUGAGUGCGCAGUUAAGGAGUUUAUCAAAGCAGUGAAGUAAAGAGCCAUUUUACUCCAUGUGUUAUUUUAUAUGGCAUCAAAAAUAUCUACAAAUUAAAAUUAUUAACUGUUUCAUUUA
This is a messenger RNA of Homalodisca vitripennis (glassy-winged sharpshooter), 585 nucleotides long. RefSeq lists its product as uncharacterized. The transcript has 3 exons. NCBI's taxonomy places the organism in Eukaryota, Metazoa, Arthropoda, Insecta, Hemiptera, Cicadellidae. Bases 70 to 507 code for a protein of 145 amino acids. The record is from RefSeq and is a predicted model, not a curated record.